CGAGGUCAUCGUUCAGAUCGCAGGAAUUACCCAGUCUGAUUAGCUAUAAUCCCUGAAAAAGUAUGUUUAAGUGAAAGAAAACAUGAUCCAGUAAAAAUAAGUUAGUUUUAAUAUAAGUAGGUUCAAUAAAAUAUGUCAUGUUAACAUAUGUCCUCUGGAUAGUUGAUUUACAAUCGAGAUGUAGUUAAACAUAACAUCCAGCACCAGCCUGUUAAAGAUGCAGAUUCUUGAAGAUCCCACUUUACUAUUCCGUAAAAGAAAAGGGACAACGAACAAAGGAAGCGACUAUGAAAACCUAAUAAUAGCUGAAUUAAUAUUAUCUUUCAUAAAUGAUGACAAGGUGAAAGACUUUAAAGUAUGGUCGAACGAUGACAACUUUGGACUCUUCGACGAUAUCGUUAUAGAAAUCGAAUUCGUUAACGGUAAAAUAGAUAAAUAUGCCAUGCAAGUCAAGUAUUCGAAUGAUGCACGGAUUUUGACGAAAAAUAGUUUAACAGAACAGAAAGGAAACUUUAGCAUAGAGAAAUAUCACGCAGAUUUCAAAAAAUCAAAAAUCUCCGAUUAUAAAAUACUUCUUUAUACUAAUCGAAAAUUUGACAUUUCUGAAGGAUUGGAGAUCGACAGGAACAUUAAAACUAGUAAUUUUAAUUUAAUCAUACAACAAGUGGAAAAUAGUACACUAAAUUCGGGACGUUGUUUUAAGCUGGCUUCUGAACCACCAGAUGCGUUUUUUGACAACUUUUUCUUACUGACAAAUCAGACAGACGUUGAUGGUAUUAGGAAAAAUAUUGAGGACUAUUUUCACCAAAAAUUUAACUGCCAUGACUACUCGUUUAAAAAAUUCAUCGAUUUUGUUACAGAGUGGAGUAAUUUAGAGGGCAAAAUGGUGAAAUUAUGUAAACGUUUGGUACAAACGAAAAUAACUCUGAUUUUAUUAUCAGAAUUGUACCACCCACUCAUCAUCAACGGGAGCAACAUAACCCCUCACAUGAACCUACUAAGAAACAUUAUCAUGAACUGCCACACUAUUUCGUUUGUUAAAUGUACAGAAAAUGUCUUAGUCACACUUUGGAGUGAUUUAGAAUCUGAAUCGGCCAAGCCUCUACUAACAAAAUUGUCACGGUUGUACCAUAUCUCCAUAGAUAAUAAUAUCUCUAUAUUGUUAUGGCUCAUGGGCAACUGUCCACUCAUUGUCACACAAAAUCCUGUUCUAGUCAAAGCAAUAAAUUUGUGCCCUGACUUAAAUUUCGUAAUACUGGAUGACUCCGAAGGAACAAAAGUGUCAAAUCUCGAUGCUAGAUUAUUAGCCGAUGUUGUAACAACCUUCAGAUGUUCCCUACAAGGAAAAUGCGAUAUCAGCUUGGAGAAUGUGUUCAGGGAGGCUAAACUUAUUGAACAUAUUGCAACCGAUGAUCUUAUCAAAAUGGUAGACUCUGUUUGGCACAUAGAGGAACUAGAAAUUUUGCCUUUUCCAUACAUUAGUAGAUCUUUGUCUAGACAUCUUUUUGACUCGGAAGUUCUAGAUGGAAUAAAUUUUGGUUUAUCAGGUGAAGCUUUCGUCAUCAUUACCAGCUACAAGAGAUGUACGUGGAUGAAAUACCAGACCAUGAACAGUGACAGCUUUUACGAGGUUGAAGAAGAAAACUGGGAAUUUUGCAAUGGGAAAGUCAUCUUUGUCACUGACAAGGAAUAUACCAAAGAACAGUUUGACGAAAUCUGUAACCUAAAUAAAGGUAAACGCGAAUAUCACCACUUUAGAUUAAAUGGGCAAUAUCUGGAGUGGAUAAGAAGCAAAGGUGGCAUUAGAAAAUACAAGAAAUUUCUUCGAACGGGUUAUGUGUCAGAAUUAGAUUUAAUGCACUGCCAAGAUGACAACAAAAUUGAUAUUGUAUGUGCCGGACCUGGAAUGGGUAAAACCACACUAAUGAAAAGUAUCAAAAAUAACACUUCACCUACAUGUUGGACAAUUCUAGUCGACACACGAAACCACUGCGGUUAUUUUACGAACAAAACGAUCUUCAUUGAACGCAUUCUGUCUGAAAUGGAUACUUCAGUAAGAAAAAUUGUCGAGAUUUUAUUAAAACAGAAACGGGUUCAGUAUAUAUGGGACGGCUUGGAUGAAGUUUCCUCCCAAAAUUUAUCAAAUAUUUUGGACUUAAUUGAAGAACUGUCUCAGACAAGCGCGAAACAAUGGAUAACAUCACGUAACAACGUAGAACAACUUCUUGAAACACGGUUCAACGUUUUGUCAAGAAGACUAAUCAGAUUUAACCAUGACGAUCAAAAAAGAUACAUCGAACAACGUCUUCAGUGUUCGGAAGUCGAUUUAGGUGGUAUUUUCCAGAAAAUCAAAACGAACAUCCACCUACUGCCAACUAACGACAUUCUGGGGACUCCCUUACUGAUUUAUCUUUUGACAGAAUUGUUUCAUAAAGAUCGAGCGAUUUAUAAAACCAAGACCGAAAAAAUUUUCUCAGUUGUCGACCUCUAUGAACAUUUCGUCGACGAAAAAUUCAACAUUUACUGCAUGGAAAAAGAAAAUAUUGUUUGCGGGAAUGACCUUGUCACUGAGAGAAACGCAGCUUUCAAACGACAACAAAUUGAGCUUUACGAAAGAGUGGCUGUCAAAAAUUUUGCUUUUGUUGGCAUUAAUACUGUUUUUCUUAAUGGAGAUCGGAUUGGAAUUAUGGAGGUUAAAGAGAAUAAUCGAGUCGAGUUUAUUCAUAGGUCAUUCGCUGAGUACUUUGCAGCUUGCUUUUUGGUGAAAAAUCGUGACGCAGUUGUAACAUUGCCUGACUUUCUUUGUAACGACAAGUACAAUAAUGUGAGAUUUUUCUUUGAUUUGCUGUUGGCUAAAAAUUGUCCAGCACAUGUGGCUGUGCUUUACAAAAAUGUAGACCUACUCUUAAAAUGUACCAAGGACGAAGUUGCUCGUAAAGAUCAAGCAGGAAGAAACGUACUUCAUGUGCUAUGUACUUGGGGUGAAAAAUUUGAAAGUAUUAAUGUUCAGAAGACGCCAAAUGGAUAUCAAAUUGAUGAGUACUCGUUCGCAGCGACUGAUAUUCCGUGGUGCGAUCAAGCCCUAAAUACUGUUUGUGAAGUUUGUGAUUCUACAACUCCAGACAACUUGUAUAAAUUUACCGCGCUCGAUUAUGCAUACGAAUCUCGCCGUUUAGGUUUAUAUAUCAAAUUAUUGCGACAUGAAGUACAGUUUGAAGACUACGACGACGUGGAAAGAAUAUGUUGUGUUAUAUGUCACUGUGUGAUUAUGGAUUUUGUUAAAGUGUUUUUUAUUAUCAAAAACAUUCCCCACAUCAGUAUCUCCUCUUGCGGAAGUUUGGGAAAUCUAGCUGCAGAUAAUAACUCCUUGAACUGUCUCAAAUAUUUAGCAGACAAGUGCUAUGACGACAUCCCUGAAUGGACAUUAAUACUGUGUGCGUUAGGAUAUUGCGACAGCGUCAAAUAUUUUAUCAACAACUAUUCACAUAUCAACGUUGCAAAUGUUGUGUUGAUAGCGAUUGAAACCCAACAAGUGGAUAUUCUUCGGUUUUUAAUAAACGAGAAAAAUGUCGAUGUUGAUUUAUAUGACGAUUUCUGGUACGGAGGGACCUUAUUAUAUAUCUCAUCAAAACUCGGCUUGACAAAAAGUGUUCAGUGUUUAAUUGAUAAUAAAGCUGACGUAAACGCUAGAAACAGUAUAGGGAGGACACCCCUACAUGUUGCCAUAACGCCUGAGAUCGUCACACUAUUGCUUGACAAUAACGCCGAUGUUAAUUUAACCGACAAUUUUAACAACACACCACUUCACAUAGCUGUGAGUAGAAGAGAUGACGUCGCCAGUUCACUAUUAAGAUGUCAAAGCAAUUUGCAAGAGAUGCGUGGACGCAGCCCUACUUACAGUCCUUGUCCAAUUAACAGUAUUGAGAUUGUCAUGAUAUUAAUACAAAAUGGAGCCAAUGUCAAUCAUGUAAAUGAUAAUGGAAACUUACCCAUUCACUCGGCGUGUCGUAGUAGAAAUAAUUCCAUUUUUGGCUUCUUGAUCGCCAAAGGAGCUGAUAUAAAUGCAGCUAAUAACCUCGGAGAAAAACCAAUACACUUGAGCUGCGAAGAAGGAUGUCUUGAUAUGGUACACUUGUUGGUGAGACAAGGGUCUAAUAUAAACUCGGUUACCACGUAUGACGAAACCCCAUUGGAUAUGUCGAAGUCGGAUCAAAUUAUUCAGUUCCUAAAAAGUAAUGGUGCCAUUUCAAAUAAAAAUUGUAAAUAGUGUUAAAUUGCAUAUGCUGUAAAUAAAAUAGUGUUGGAAUAAG
Zophobas morio is the source of this 4310-nucleotide messenger RNA. RefSeq lists its product as uncharacterized. Lineage: Eukaryota; Metazoa; Arthropoda; Insecta; Coleoptera; Tenebrionidae. Gene Ontology annotation, molecular function: protein binding. The transcript is spliced from 3 exons. Bases 218 to 4267 code for a protein of 1349 amino acids. The record is from RefSeq and is a predicted model, not a curated record.